GGACUUUUUCAAUUCACUCAGGAAGACCAAUGGCCCGAGUAUUCGGAGUUCAUCAUCACCCACCUUGACAACGCAAGUUAACAAACAACACAUCAAUCGAGCAGUCAGUCUCAUCAAGAAAACAGCAACUGAAAAAUACCUGACAUCAUCGCCACCAUACAUUCAACAAGAGGGGGUUUGACAAAACUACAAACCACCACCCAAAUGGCACCAACCUCUUCUACCACGGGCCUCAUCCUCCCCCGUGAUGCCUGCCAGUCCCGCUACGGCUGCGGCACCAUCCACUCCGACAAGCUCCCGCUUCUCAUCACCGUGGCCGUCGUCGUCGCCAUCAUCAUAGUCACCAUCUAUUGGUGCAGCUUCCGGUCAUUGAGGGCUCAGAAACGAAAGCGGAGAAUCAAGAACACAGAAUUGCCUUCAAGCACUGCACCUCAUGCAGUCCGGGAGGUACCCACACCGACGACAUUGGGAGCGGGGCCAACGGGUGCGGGUACAGGUGCGGGUGGAAGUGGAGCCACCGAAACCGGGGCAGUAGCGGCGGCAACGGCGACGGCGGGAGAGGCAGGAGAGACAGGAGGAACGACAUGGCAGGUUCCGACAAGCGGGCUUAAUCCUCUAGUACCGCCGCCAAUGUACGAGGAGACGCCGCUGCCACCGCCUACUUAUCAGAGGGAUGCCCAGGCGCCGAGGUAUGCGUGAUGGAUGAUCAUGGGCUUAUAAUUUCUGUGCCUUCGGGGUGCCAACGGCAGUAUAGAAGGGCUUGAUUCAAUCGGGGGUAGUAAUGGUGAUGAUGAUGCAUGUCCUACAGUUUGUGGACCUGGUGGGAGUUAAUGUUUGGACGAUUCAAUGUUUCGAUGUAAUAAUCAGUAUACACUACAGUUAGUAGACAGAUACCCCAAGAGAUACCCCUUGAUGCCUCUACAC
This is a messenger RNA of Neurospora tetrasperma FGSC 2508, 924 nucleotides long. RefSeq lists its product as uncharacterized. The record is from RefSeq and is a predicted model, not a curated record. The transcript has a single exon. The coding region runs from base 205 to 699 and encodes 164 amino acids. NCBI's taxonomy places the organism in Eukaryota, Fungi, Ascomycota, Sordariomycetes, Sordariales, Sordariaceae.